Molecule: messenger RNA, 276 nt
Organism: Dictyostelium purpureum
Lineage: Eukaryota; Evosea; Eumycetozoa; Dictyosteliales; Dictyosteliaceae
Exons: 1
Coding region: 1-276 (91 amino acids)
Source: RefSeq, a predicted model, not a curated record
AUGAAUUUAAAUCAUUUUCAACAACUGUUGGUUUAUAAAGAAGACCCCAUAAUAUCAAUUAAUAAUACAACUGAUGCUUUAAUGGAGAUGCAGGAAUACCAUGAAGAAGAAGAAGAAAAAAAAAGAAUAGAAUUUGAAAAAAAAGGAAUUGUAUAUGAAAAAAAACCAUGGGAACCACCAAGAUUUUUUUCCUCAGAAGAGGAAAGACUUCAAUAUAAUAAAAAAGUAGAUGAGAAAAUUAAUAAAAUGUAUAAAGGAGUUGAAAGCAAACUCUAA